UGCUUUCAAUCUGGAUUAAACCAAAACGAAGAAGGCGGACUACAACGUGUAACAGCUGACUGACUGUGUGAAAGCUGCUACUGUAACACUGCUUUCAACAUAGACCUUUGGCAUGGAGACUGAUAUUAUCGUCUCGCUGGAAGAUUUGGGCUACCAGGGCCCUCUGUUGGAGGAUGGGGCCCUGGAUUCUGCCGUCAUUGGAGGAGCGGCCUCCCCAGAGUUCACCAAGCUCUGCGCUUGGAUCAUCUCAGAGCUCAGACUGUAUCACAAGCUGGAGGAAAACGUCCACGCUACUAACUGUCCCAGUGAGGCAGAGGGCUUCCAGCUGGAGAUGAGUGGUCUUCUGUCAGAGCUGGCCUGCCCUUACAGCUCUCUAACCAGCGGAGACAUCACACAGAGGUUUCUGAGCAGAACUGACUGCCUGCUCCUAAUCACCUUUUUAGUGUCUGAGUUGGAGGCGUCGAGAAUGAUCCUGGUUAACAGGCCGCAGAAGAAAGCCCAGGAAUCUGGCAGCCCCGUGUUCCAGGAACUGAAGGGGAUCUGCAUGGCACUGGGGAUGUCCAAGCCUCCGUCCGACAUCACCAUGUUCCAGUUCUUUUCUGGAAUAGAGAAGAAGUUAAAAGAAGCUGUAAGUCGAGUUCCACCAAAUCACGUUGGAGACCCUCUGUUGAAGAAGCCCCUUGGACCUGUGCACAUGGAAAAGAUUGAGGCUAUUAACCAAUCUCUUGUAAAUGAGUAUGAAGUGAGAAGAAAGAUGUUGUUGAAACGUCUUGAUGUAACUGUACAGUCCUUCGGCUGGUCUGAAAGAGCAAAGGUCCAAGCUGAGAAGUUGAGCAAAGUGUACCAGCCACUGCGUUCUGCUCUCCUCACCAAAAGUAACAUUUCUGUCGCUCACCUUCUUGCGGCAAGACAAGACUUCUCGAAGAUCCUUCGUACAAGCAGUGGCAAGAUAAGAGAGAAGACGGCCUGUGCCAUUAAUAAGGUUCUGAUGGGCCGAGUGCCGGACCGGGGUGGAAGACCGUGCGAGAUAGAGCCUCCACCUCCAGAGAUGCCGUCCUGGCAAAAGCGUCAGGAUGCCCCUCAAGGUGGAGGGCACUACAGCGGGGGACACGGUGGCGGGAGAGGGGGCUAUGAUAACUUUUCAUACGGUGGCCGUGGAGGCUACGAAAGAGGAAGUGGAGGGGGACACGAAGACAGGGGAGGCAGAAUUGGUGGUGGCAGAGGGGGGAGGGUGCAGGGAGGCUGGGGAGAUGGAAGUGGAGGGGGCAGAGGUGGGUACAGCCAGGCUCCCCACCAAGAAGCAGGAAAUUAUCACGGAGGAGGAGGGAGAGGAGGUUACACAGGAGGAGGAGCCAUCCUCGGAGGCUUCCAGGAUCAGGGCUUUCACGGAGGAGGCGGGGGUUACCACAACAGUUAUAACCAGGACGGGGGCUGGCACCAAGAAAGAGGCGGGGGCCGUGGAGGACGAGGGGGCAGAGGAAGAGGUGGGAGAGGAGGCCAAGGAGGUGGCUGGGGGGGUAGAGGAGGUCAGAAUUUUAAUCAAGGAGGACAGUUUGAACAGUUCUUCCAACACGGAGGGCAGCAGUACAACCAAUCUGGCUUCAGUCAAGGCAGAAACUACACCAGUUGAAGAUGCAGUAUGGGGGCCAUUGCAGCAGAGAUCAGAUCAGCACUGAAUCCAUGAACCUCAGUGACAAAGCCUUAUCACCUGUGUUGCAGUUUCAGCAAAACAAAACAAGGAUAUUAAGCAAGAAAUAUGUACACUACAUAGUUUUAUUUACAUCACAUAUUCUCUAUGGACUGUUAACUCGUCGAGGUAAUCUUUUGCAUCCUGUUAUGUUUUCAUGUUUGCCUUACUAAUAGAUGUUGAAGCCCCACAGCUCUAUUUUAAAUAGCUGGUCUCUGCUGUGCUGAUCUGACUGGGAUAGCAAAUCAGCCUCACUGAAGGUUCUUCCUGGAUGCAGAACGCGUUCCUCAUGUCAGUGUUUGCGCGCCUACUGUGUACAGUGCACGUCAGUACUACACGUAGGUUUCACUGAAUUAGAAGAUUACUUGAAAGUGGUGUAAAUUUUCCAGUCUACAUUUAAUUUCCGUAUGUUUGGGUGGAAUUUCCUAUGUUACUUAUUUAAAAGAUGCCAACUUGUAAAGCCGUGUGGAUACAGCUAUAAAUGUUGGAAGGUUUGUACGGAUGUGUGAAUGAGGAAUAAAAGUUUCAAAGGUCGUACCACG
Messenger RNA from Fundulus heteroclitus (mummichog), 2229 nucleotides. RefSeq names its product family with sequence similarity 98 member A (gene tslig3a). The transcript is spliced from 8 exons. Gene Ontology annotation, cellular component: tRNA-splicing ligase complex. The record is from RefSeq and is a predicted model, not a curated record. Lineage: Eukaryota; Metazoa; Chordata; Actinopteri; Cyprinodontiformes; Fundulidae. Bases 113 to 1630 code for a protein of 505 amino acids.